This is a messenger RNA of Tarenaya hassleriana, 697 nucleotides long. RefSeq names its product oleosin 1-like. The record is from RefSeq and is a predicted model, not a curated record. The coding region runs from base 33 to 503 and encodes 156 amino acids. Lineage: Eukaryota; Viridiplantae; Streptophyta; Magnoliopsida; Brassicales; Cleomaceae. The transcript is spliced from 2 exons. Gene Ontology annotation, biological process: lipid storage. Gene Ontology annotation, cellular component: membrane; monolayer-surrounded lipid storage body.
GACCCUUCGCAUCUCUCUCUCCCCCCUCCCCAAUGGCCGACGGAAACCCUAACCAGAUCCCCAUCUACGGCGGCGGCGGCCACAACGCAGCGGCACUCCUCCGGCAGCUCCGGUCCCACGGCCCGACCUCGGCGCAGUUAUUCGGUUUCCUCGCAUUCUUCAUCUCCGGCGGGAUCCUCCUCUUCCUCACCGGCGUCACUGUCACCGCCUCCGUCCUCGGUUUCAUCGCUUUUCUACCAUUGAUCAUCAUCUCAAGCCCGGUCUGGGUCCCCGUGGUGGUCCUCGUGGGCGGGUUCUUGACCGUGGCGGGAUCGAUCGUGGGGACAGCUGCGGUCGUGUCGUGGACGUACAGGUAUCUACGUGGCAUGCACCCGGUCGGGUCGGACCAGGUAGAUUAUGCCCGGACUCGGAUCUAUGAUACGGCGGCUCACGUCAAAGACUAUGCAAGAGAGUACGGUGGUUACCUCCAAAGCAGGGUCAAGGAUGCGGCUCCUGGUGCCUGAACCGGACCGGUCUGGUUCUGGUUUUGGACGGUUCAGGAAAAGGUCGGUUUGCCCCCUUUUUUUACUUAAUUUUGUGGUUUAGCUUUUUUUUUGGUUAUAUGUAUCAUGAGAUUAUAAUUUGAACUUUGAAGAUUUUGGUGCAUGUGUUUGUAUUUAAAUGUCACUUGUGACUAGGAGUUUUUUUUAGCGUUUUC